UCAAGUGCUUAGUUAAUUGCGCUUGCGUGAGCACUUAAUUGGCUUGGCUAUUCUCCCAAAAAUGCUGGUUACAGUUCUCGUCUGCGUUGGACUCGCUGCAGCUUCGCAGGCACAGUUGAACAAGACUCACUGCAUUGGAAAAUGUCGAAUUCCGUCCGACAAUCCUCGUGUCGAAGAAGUGAUGCAUUUGAAAAUACUCGAGCACGAACGAUGUGUCCGUGAGCACCACUGUCCGACCAUCGUCCCCGCAAUGUCGCAAACUCCGUGCUCGGACGGUCGAGCUGGAGACUACCCAUGUCACAACGUCGAUCUCCUCUCUUUCGUACCGUUGUCCGAGCUGGGAACUACGGGAGAUGCGAACGAUAUCUGGGGCUGGACCGAUCCGGAAACUGGACGCGAGUAUGCGAUCAUCGCUUUGUACGACGGUACCGCAUUUGUUGACGUGAGCGAGCCGUCGGAACCCCAAGUGUUAGGAAAGUUACCAACACAAACAUAUGGCAGCCUAUGGAGAGAUGUUAAGGUUUUCAAGAACCACGCAUUCAUCGUGAGCGAAGCGAGCAACCACGGUAUGCAAGUCUUCGAUCUCACACAGCUGCGAGAGAUGACAGCGGUGAGCCCAGUCCGCAUACUAUCGAACACAGCAUUUUACGACGAGUUUGGCUCCACACAUAACAUAGUGAGCAACGAAGAGACAGGCUUCAUGUAUGCCGUCGGUACACGCACGUGCAGGGGCGGUCUUCAUAUGGUCGAUGUGAACGAACCGGCUAAUCCAAAGUAUGCCGGCUGUUUCGAUGAAGACGGCUAUGUUCACGACGCCCAAUGCCUUAUCUACCGCGGUCCAGACGAGCGCUACCGCAGUAGAGAGAUUUGCUUCUGUUACAAUGAAGAUACACUCACAAUUGUCGAUGUCAAUGACAAGUCCAACUUGGUCAUGCUGUCGAGGGUUCCGUAUAGCCAGAACUAUUACACACACCAGGGAUGGCUGACUGAAGAUCAGUCUCAUCUUCUUCUGGAUGAUGAGCUGGACGAGCUGUAUGGCUCACAACCGAACACUCGCACUCUAGUCUGGAAUGUCAACCGACUCGAUGAUCCCAUACACAUUAACAGCUUCUACAGUUCUGAGACUGCAAGUGACCAUAAUCUCUACAUCAAGGGUAACCUUGCGUUUCAAUCCAAUUACUGUGCUGGGCUUCGUAUCUUAGACGUUUCGGAGAUCGAGGAAGGAGAAUUGAGAGAGUUGGGCUACUUUGAUGUUGCACCAAGCUGCAACUCUCCGGGAUUCAGUGGCGCUUGGAGCAACUAUCCAUACUUUGAAAGCGGUACCAUCAUUGUGAGCAGCAUCGAAAGAGGUCUCUUUGUACUGAGAUUCAACGAUCCUCGAAAGUAAGGUCACAACAACAAGACAAUGAAACAAUAGGCAUCUGAAUUUUGAAUGCCUAAAGCUUGGUGGAUUGUCAGCAAUGAAGUUUUUGUUUAGUAUGAAAUUUUAUGACACACACUUUCUAUAUUUUACAUUCUACUGUAUGCCAAUGUGACACAUCAAUUAUCCAUUGAA
This is a messenger RNA of Corticium candelabrum, 1555 nucleotides long. RefSeq lists its product as uncharacterized. Bases 62 to 1387 code for a protein of 441 amino acids. The record is from RefSeq and is a predicted model, not a curated record. NCBI's taxonomy places the organism in Eukaryota, Metazoa, Porifera, Homoscleromorpha, Homosclerophorida, Plakinidae. Gene Ontology annotation, cellular component: extracellular region. The transcript is spliced from 5 exons.